Molecule: messenger RNA, 501 nt
Organism: Cladocopium goreaui
Lineage: Eukaryota; Dinophyceae; Suessiales; Symbiodiniaceae
Source: the annotation of a GenBank genome assembly
AUGGCAGCGGUGGAGCAACUGGGCGAAGCUGAGAAGUUGAAGGCCGAGGGCAACCGACAACAUCAGGAAGGCAACUACAAGAAAGCCUUGGGAGCCUACCACAAGGUCUUCUGUUUCAUCAAUGGCUUAGUGCCUCCACCUGCCAACCAGGACUUGGUGUCGCUGUCCUCCAAUCAGAUCCCUCCGGAGAAAGUCAACGAGGUGCGGCGUCUGAAGGAGACAACGCGGUUGAACAUGGCAGCCUGCUACUUGAAGCUGGGUGAGCACCAGAAGUGUGUCGACGCCUGCAAUCAAGCUUUAGAACUGGGUCAGAAUCCAAAGGCCUACUUCCGCAGAGCUCAAGCCUACCUCGAGCUGCGCAACUUCAGCGCCGCGUCCUCCGACCUGGACCGCGCCGACGCCCUGGGCGACGCCGCGUCCGCCACGUCGGCCACCGCGCCGCUGCGCAAGGCGCUGCGCCAGGCGCAGCGCGGCGGCGACGGCGCGGAGAAAAAGCGCUGA